Molecule: messenger RNA, 2811 nt
Organism: Biomphalaria glabrata
Lineage: Eukaryota; Metazoa; Mollusca; Gastropoda; Planorbidae
Exons: 2
Coding region: 371-2344 (657 amino acids)
Molecular function (GO): zinc ion binding; nucleic acid binding
Source: RefSeq, a predicted model, not a curated record
UUUUAGUAUUUGAAAAUAGACAGGUUGGUCUAUUUACCGGCGACUCGUGUUGAGUAACACGUAGUCGGUUGAGUGUGCGUGUGUCGCACAGCGUAUUCAGUCGGGUCAAAGGGUAGCUUACACACUGGUACCAAGGAUACUAAGUGUAUCUUGGAAAGUACAGAAGUUAGUAUAAGUCGGAGUUGGUAGUCUAGACGCCGAGGGUAGAGUGACAAAUUUAAUUUAUUUGAAUAAAGAGGUAUUAGGAAGGCGAGGAGCGAGGUUACGCUCAAAAGGUCAUUUGAUUUAUAGAACAUAGGUAAUAGAAGCUAUUAGGCCUAUGUGUAAGAUAAUUUAAAUAAAAAGCGAGGUAAAGUAACAUAAAGGUAAUAUGGCAGCUACUUCAGGUUACGACCUGGAAGAAUUUAGAAAAAAGCUAAUUCAUGAAGCCAAGACAGAACUAGAACUGCGCGGCAAAGAACUAACUGCGUAUGUACAGCAGAUGGUGGCGGCAGAAGCAGAACGCUUGGAGAGAGAGAAAGCUAGAGGCAGAGAAAAGGAAAAAGAAGAAGCAGAUCGCAUAGAGCGGGAAAAGGUUAGAGAGGCGGAACGUGUAGAGAGGGAGAAGAAAGAAGAGGCGGACAGAAAAGUGAGGAUUCAAGUAGAACAGAUGAGGAUAGAGGCUGGUGUAAGUGUGCCCACCGAAGGGAACAGCAACAAUAGUGCCAACAUAGAAAGCCAUAGUAGCGCCGCAUGGAUGAAAAAGAAAAUCCAACCUUUUGCAGAAGACAAGGACGACAUCGGCGACUAUCUGAAACGCUUUGAAAUUAAACUUGCAAAGUUUAAUGUCCAGGAGAAGGAGUGGUCCGAAAUCUUGUUGGACUUCGUACAUGGGAAAGCCCUCACGAUUUGCCAAAACCACGACCACUCUAUGCAAAACAGCUAUCAGGUGCUAAAGAAGGAACUGCUAAACGCAUACGGACACAACGCGGAAACAUUCCGAAAGAAGUAUUACGAAAACACUCCAUCCAGCCAAGUUGAUCCGCAAACAACCAUCAACUCAGAGAAGGACUUCUUCACUAAAUGGCUCGCAUUCGAGAAUGUAGAGAACACCUACGAGGGGUUGAAGAACUUCAUUCUGAUUGAUAACUUUAUCAAUAAGUGCGACCCUCAGCUACAGUCCUUUGUAAAAGAAAGAAACCCUAAGGUAAUUGAAGACUUGGUAGAAAUUAUUAGGAUCUUUAAGAAUGCUUACCCAAACAAUCCACUUUCAGUUAGCGACCACAAAAAAGUCAUUGACCUGGUAAAUUAUGUAAAGAGAAAUGAUGGUAAUGAUAGGGAUUAUGGUAGGAGAAAUGAUAGGUCCAGGGAACGUGGGAACAAUGGUCGGGAUAGUUAUGAGGGCAUAAAGGAUAGAUCCUGGGAAAAUGAAAACAAUGGCAGGGAAAGUUAUGAUAGGAGAAUAGAUAGACCUAAAGCGGGUGAUAGAAACCUUAGGGAUGUUACAUGUUUUAACUGUCAGGAAAAGGGACACAUGGCAUACCAAUGUAGGAAACAUAGAGGGAAUGGAGCUGGCAAUGGGAAUACACAGGGUAAUAGUGGCACUAGUGAUAGGAGAGGUAAUCAAGGAAACCGUAGACAAGAGAGGGAUAAUCGGCCACCGGAUAGGGUUAAUUUUGUAAGGAGCAUCCAAGACAGGGAUCGUGAUAGUGGACAUAGUGAACCAGAUGAAGAAAUUAAUUACGUUGAUUGUGGGGAAGAUAGAUUUAAAUUAUAUCCAGGCAUGAUAAAUAAUAAACAGGUAAAUGUGAUCCGGGACACAGCUAGCAGUACACUCGCAGUUCGAGGGGGAUUAGUGAAAUCUGAGGAUUAUUUAGGCUAUACCAAAUCAGUCAGAUUGGCAGACGGCGCAGUCAAGAGAUUCGAAGCAUGCAAAGUGUUCCUUCGAUCUCCAUUGUACACAGGGUAUUGCGAAGGGGUAGCCAUGCCGAGGUUAUCUAGAGAUGUUUUACUUGGAAAUGUAGCAGGUGUCAGAGCCGCUUCUGACAAACAGGUUAGAAGUUGGAAAAGCAGGUAUGGCAACAAGAAGCGAAACAAACCUAGAAAGGACAUAAUUUGUUUUAACUGCCAUAAACAUGGGCACAUCGCUAAAGACUGUUGGAGUAGGGCAGAACAGUCUGAACAGAAGGUUGCGAGUUCGGAUAGGAGGCACAGGUCUGUGUCCGACAGUAAUGGUAGAAGAGAUGACUGUGGUAGCGGUAAUCGCAAGUCAUACCGAGGUAGAAGGCCACACGCGGGCUUUAGUGGAGUAAGAAGAGAUGUAAACUCCAGUUGGAGAGAACAAAUGUAUGAGUCGUGUAGAUAGCCUGUGAAACAUAGCACUAUGAGACCGUAGUGUGUAAAUAAGUUGGAUUUUAUUUAAAUUGUUUAUUCUUAAUUAAUUGACCUAACUAGUAGUCAUAACUAGACGGGUAGUAGGUUGUGUUAAGGUAUCUUUGAAUAGGAUAUUUAUGUUAUAAUGUAUAUGCGAUUGCGUUAUUAUUAGAUUAGCUCAUGUUGGUUAUUGAUUUCGGGUAGUAUGUAUGAAUUGUAUGUAUGUUUGUAUGAAUAGAAAGGGCAUUUAUAAGGCGAGGAUGUAGUUACAUCACGAAAAAGUAAGUUUUAUAAUUUAUUCUUUGUAUUUGAUCAUGAUCAUACAUCAGUAAAGAAUUAGGUCGUGUGGGGACAAGUAAGUGGAGAGAGGAAAUAAAAUACACUUGUAAAUGCCCGAAAGAACGUUACGUGUAUAGUGGGAGGAUGAGUAUUGAUAACUGUCAAUUUGUCAUAUUAGGU